Messenger RNA from Rhizophagus irregularis DAOM 181602=DAOM 197198, 1173 nucleotides. RefSeq lists its product as uncharacterized. Lineage: Eukaryota; Fungi; Glomeromycota; Glomeromycetes; Glomerales; Glomeraceae. The record is from RefSeq and is a predicted model, not a curated record.
AAAUUGAUCAAUCAAUUACUCUCUUUUUUCUCUUCGAAUUUAUCAAUAAAUUAUUCUUAAAGAUGUCUCGUGCACGUACUUCUGACGAUAUUUGGUGGGCAAGGAUUUUUGAUAGGCUUGACGAGUUUUUACAUAACUACCCGAAAUUACCAAAAAACUCGAUAACAGAAAACAAUUUGCCUCUCCACAUUGGUUCUAAAGUAACGAUCAGAAAUUAUAACACCUUCCUUCACCAUUACGGAUCAAGUGGAUACAAGUUUCGGUUUAUUUUAAACAGUGACAAUACAACUGGCGAAGUGUAUAUAAUUGGUAUGACCUCAACCGCGCAUGAGGAUAUUAUUAUUCGACUUCAAGAAUUUUUUAAAGUUCCUAAUAAUGGCGUUGUUGAUGAUCCCCCAAUAAUAGUCACUGGUCAAGUUCUUCACUAUGUGCCUGGUGGAACUAGGGUUGAAACAGCUCCUGAUGCUUGUGUACGUCCAAAUGUGGCAUUUGUUCCAAAACCUGCCGUUUCCACUGUAAUACCUCUUCCCCCUGGUGAUACAUGUGGAAAUCCACAUGCACGGAUAAUGUGUGAGGUAGCUGUAGGCCAAAGUGUUGGUGAAUUGGGACGAAAGUGCUCAUCUUGGAUACGAGAGCCAUACGUCCGCGCUGUCAUUAGCAUCAAGAUCUUAGAACCAAUACUAAACAUGCGAGAACCCACAACCGGUUAUUAUUACAGAGCAAUGACGGCCAAACUUUACCGUCAAGGAAUGGCAAUACAAAGUUGGGAUUUUGGGAAUAUUAAAAAACAUUCACGUGAUCCAGUCAACGAUCCUCCCGGUUGCAAUGCGCCAAACUUGGCAGCUUAUCAAAUAACUAUACCUAUAAGCGAAGUAUUCUGGGAUCCACCGUAUCCUAUCCCACCUGGAUAUACUCCAGCAAUUCCCUUAAACAUAGUUGGUACCAAUUUUGUAGUUGACUUGUACCGGAUUCAACGAGUCGCCUUACAAGCUCAAAUACCCUGAAAUGGGAAUUGUUACAACUUGAAACAAGUACCAGAAAAAAAACUGCUAAUUACAAGUUUUUUUUUUUCAGUUUAAAGUUUUCGAAACUGACUUGGUUUUUAUUCAUUUUCAUUAUUUUAUAUUUGAGUAGAUAUUAGUACCCGAUGAUGUCUAACAAGUGGUGAAUAGC